Molecule: messenger RNA, 4233 nt
Organism: Penicillium diatomitis
Lineage: Eukaryota; Fungi; Ascomycota; Eurotiomycetes; Eurotiales; Aspergillaceae
Gene: eaf1
Product: MYB and HSA domain protein
Exons: 3
Coding region: 1-4233 (1410 amino acids)
Source: RefSeq, a predicted model, not a curated record
AUGCUCCGUGACGAGCUCCUCCGGUCAAAGAACGAUGAGAUCGCGAAAUGUCUGUUGUCGCGCAAGCGAAAACUGACCGAGUUGUAUUAUGCGACCGUGGGCUUUGAGAGCGCGACCGCCGAUGCCCUCUAUUCCCAGAAAGAGCAGGCCUUCCUCGAGGCUAACGACCUCACCAGAGGUCGUUACUUUGACGAAUCUACGCUCCCGCUGCCCUCCUACCCACGUUCGCAGUCUCCAACUCGGAGUGCCGUCGCAUCAAACACCAAUAACGAUGUGAAGACUCUACAAAGCGAUACUCGUCCAUAUACAGCGAGGGGUGCCAGCCUCUCGCCGAGCCAAAGUGCACGUGGGAUUGCACCGCCGCCACCGAUACCCGACAGUAAAGCCAAUGCGCAUCUAUCGCCAACAUCAACUCAUCUGACUACCACCCUUCGACUUUCUUCAAAUGCCCCGACCUCUACCGCUCAUGUUGCAUUUGAUCCAGACGGGUCCUCGGUCUCAGACUCAAAGAAAGAAGGCCGACCAGUGACUGUCAUCGACAAGGGCGACAAAGUGCUCACCAACCCAGCUAAAUCACACGAGCCAACGGACGCCGAUGUCCUGCCAUCUUUGGCAAUUCCUGCCCGCCAAGCACCGCGAAAGAGGUCGGACGCACGGCCUUUGCUCACUCUAGGCCCGUCAAAUGGAGAGCAGCCUGUCUCUCCCGCUUCAUCAAUCGAUCCGUGCUCUACCAAUACGCCGAUCGCUGUCGCCGCGUCGCCUGACACCAGCCCUGGCGAGGAGAUUGGAGAUGCAAGAAAACUCGAUGCACGAUCCGCACGCGACGUUCGCUCAGUCCUACCCCGUCCAACCACGAUUCCGUCAACUCCGGAUGAACAGCUUCGUCUGGAGGAGGCGCAGUCAAUUUAUCGUGCCACGGUUGACAGCGUACACGUACAGGGAGCGCGUGAGACUAUGUCCAAGGAUGCAACACGUGCGGACUUUGUCAAACAGACAGUCGAUCUUGAGCAAGGGUCAUCAAUUCCACGUUCAGCGCAAUCAACUUCCACCACCAAACCAAGUGCUGCUGAAGGGGAAGUGCUCUCUCCUCAAGAACAAAUUUCCAUCGAGGACUCAGCCAGAGAAAUGUCAACGGAAGUGAAGAAGACCAUCGCAAUCCCCGCCGCCCAGCCGGAUGUUUCUCAGCAGCGAAUGACUACUCGUGUUUCAUCUGGAGCAAUUCGUCACAAAUCCGUGUCAGAGAUCCUGGGUGAGGUUCCACGUCAAUUGAAUCAUGAGAAACCCUCUGCGAAGCCGGAACCACAAACGUCAGAGAGUUUGGCUCGCAUGCGGUUCAAGGAUCGCAAGAUUCGGGAAAAGGAAAGAAGCCGCGUGUCUACGGUGGUCUUCCCCAAACAAGCGACCUCGUUGCCGGUGAAGAGCGAUGCUACGGAUCUUGUCAGCCAGGAAUCGGUGGAUGCAGUCGCCAAGUUGAAUGAAGAGCAAGAUUAUCUUUUUACUCUGUUCUUAAAUAGGGCUUACGCGCCCCCGCGAGGAACGAAUCUCAAUAGUCUUCUCGCAUCAGCCCACAAAACAUUGAGCACUGCCAACCAUCUCCUUGAAUACCAAGAGCAGAUGGAUUGUCGUACUCUUCGGCGAAUUUACGCCUUGCAGAAUGCCAAUCGUUGGCCGUUACGACAGAUGAAGCGGUCCGGCGAGCCCCAUCGCUCCGCCAGCCAUCGUGAUGUGUUAUUAGAUCAUAUGAAGUGGAUGCGAAUUGAUUUCCGCGAGGAGCGCAAGUGGAAGCUUGCCGCAGCAAAGAGCUGCGCUGAGUGGUGUGCUGAGUAUGUUAACAGUGACGAAGAACACCGGUCAUUGCUUCGGGUGGAUGUCAAGAGACAUUCGUCGAAUGCCAUAGCCUCAGAUACUUCAAAACUUUGCUUGCCAUCUUCGUCAGGAUUCGUACGCGACACCACGCCAACGGCAUCUCAUCCGACCCCUGAUCUAGUACCCUCCACGGAAGAGGAGUCAGUCAGUGACGGUUUCAACGAGGAGCACCGGCAAGAUCUCCAGACCACUGUGGCGCCGGCGGCAAUAUUCUCACUGGGCUCUGACGAAUUCAACUUUUCUCUCGACAUGACGCCGUCUGCGGAGAAGAUAUUGGACGAACUACCGCUCUUUGAACCUGUUCGAUUCAAGUUUGGAACUCAGGACCUCGCGUUCAAAGACAAUCCAGACUCCUUGUGGAAGCUUGAACUUUUGCCAGUGACAAAGUUCGCCUCGACCAAGAUCACUUUCCAGAAAGAUGCUGAGCAUCACCGCAAGGAGACCCGAUACGACUAUUCCAAGUACGCUUCUCCUUCUGGAAACUCAUCAGUAGCAGAUCUGCCCCCUGAGCAAACCAACGUUGCUCUAUUCCGCCCUGAGAACAAACCAAUUCGAGACCGCAUCCAUCCAGGCCAUUCUUUUCGGCCACCCACAGAACACCCCAUGCCUUCUGUUGGAUUUUUCGAGUCCCGCCAAUCUUCCCAAUGGACAGCCACGGAAGAUGAGGAGCUUCGCCGUCUUGUGAAAGAGUAUACGUACAACUGGUCACUUGUCUCGAGCUGCCUCACUCCACCAUCUCUUUUCACGUCUGGGGCUGAACGACGGACGCCUUGGGAAUGUUUUGAACGCUGGGUGGGCUUAGAAGGUCUACCCGCGGAUAUGAUGAAGACGCAGUAUUUCAGGGUCUACCACCAGAGACUUGAAUCCGCUCAACGCACGGUACUAGCACAGCAACAGGCCGCACAGCAGCAGCAGCAACAGCAAGCUGCCAGCAACGGACAGCAACCGCAGCCAAUUAGGCGAAGAACCACGCAGCCGUUACGUGUUGACAGGCGAAGAUCCUCGAAGCACUUGGCACUGCUUGAUGCGAUGCGAAAGUUGGCCAAGAAGCGCGAAACGAUUCUGCAAAAGCAGCAGCAUGCGUCUCAACUUGCUUCUCUUCGCAAAGCGAAUGAAGCUAGCCAACCAAAACCUCCAAUCUCUUCACCUGCGGAGUUCAGUCGCCUUAAGCACGAGCGUGAAACAAAACUCAAUGAACGGCAAGAACAGUACCGCCAGCAGAUGAUGGCUCAGCAACGGGCAAGCCUGGCCGCCCAGCGUGUCGGGCAAUUGCCUAGCCAGCAACAACAGCAAGCACCGCAGAUGAUGAACGGCCCAGGACGACCUGGUAACCUGCCUCCCAAUAUGCAGAACACAGGCAUGGUGAACAACAUGCCUAACGGAAUCCCUUCUGGAAUGCCAGGCAAUGUUGCAUUGAAUCAAGCUCGUGCGCAACCCUUGCAAGGCGUGCCAGUUGGCGCAACCCCCCUCAAUGGUCAGGUUCCAGCCAGCGCAAUGCACUUGAAGAUGAUGCCUCAGGGCCAGUUGGCCAACGUGGCUUCUCGGUCCGGUAUGCAAAUGCAGGCGUCCCCAGACAAUGCUCGAGUGAUACGUGAAGCGAAUCGUCUGCAAGAACAACAGCGUUUGCUACAGUCACGCCAACAACAAAUUCCGCAGGGCCAGGUUCAAGGUCAGCAAGCGCCGCAGCAGUUCCAUACCCAGCAAUUUGCUCCACAAGGAGGACACUCUCCAAACAUCAAUAUGUCCGGUGUCAAUGGCGCCUCUAGCAAUCCGGCGAUGAUUGCGGCUCUGCAAGCGCAAGCCGGUAUUCAAAGCCCAUCGCUACACAGCGGCACUCCGCAGGGCGUUUCGUCCCCCACGCCUCGUCUAGCUCAGCCUAGUACUCUCGCUGGUGGUGGUAACACGAUCAGCGCUUUCCAGACCCAGCUUCAGCGAGCGCAUCCCAAUAUGUCGGCCGAGCAGGUGAACAAGCUCGCCACUGAGCAUCUGAACCAGUAUCAGCAGCAGCGUCUCUCCCAGCAGGCCGCAAUGAACGCGGCCGGUGGCGGUAUGAGCAAUGCUCAAGCGAAAUAUUCUGCCCCGCAUGAUAGCAAAUUCCAGGGCCCUCAACAAGUCGCCUUGCCCAAUGGAGGCGCUGCUAUGCAGGUCCCUCAGAACCAAGGGUUUUCUCCAAUGAUGCGUGUCCCGCAAAGUACCCCUCAGAACAGAGCCAAUGUUACCAGUUCGCCGGUCGUCAAUGGUAGUGUACCUCAGCCGAGUCGAAGUGCCACACCGCAAACCCAGCGCAGUGGGAGUGCGCAGGCUGGUGCAGUAUCGGGCCAAAAUAAGAGCCCUCAUCCAACCCCUGCGCAGACGACCAGCACCUAA